AUGGCCGCAAUGGAUGGGAGCGUGUUUCUUCCCGUGCCAGCAGGCGGUAGAGCAGCGACGGACGCCAUGACGGCGGAGCUACCCGACGCGACCAACGGCGCGUACUUCCAUGGCGGCUUCGACGACGGGAUAUUCGGCAUGACGGACUUUGAUGGCAUCGAGUUCGACAUGGGGUUGGCGCAGGACAACCUCGACGCGGCGCACAAGCUCGGGCUGGGCGGCGCGGCCAUGGCGAUGGCUCGCGACUUGGGCGUGAGUGACACGCCGGGCAACGAAGACGACGACAUUUUCACGCAGCUCGCUGCUGCGCCCGACACGCAGUGCGACCCCAGCAUCUCUUUUGCGGCCGGACUACCUGCAGCAGCGGCGCCAGCGGCAGCGGUUCCAGAAACAGCAGUCCCUGCCUCAGCAGUAGCGGCCACGGUAGACCCCUCUCAUCACUCGCAGCGCGCUGCGGCGGCGGGAGCGUCGCAAGCGGACGAAGCCGCGCGGGGGAACCAGGACCGCGCAGGCGCGGGGAGCGGACGGCCCGAGGGGGGGAAGCGACGGGGGAUAUUCGAGAUUGCGGAAGUUAGCUUAGCGCCGUACUGCGUGUUGUCGGAGGGAGAGCCGACCGCGGACUGCGGAGGAGGGCUCGCGGGGGGCGGAAGCGCGCGGAACGGGGAGGACGCGCAGGGGAAUUUCGCGCAAGGGGGGGAAAUGGGAGCCGCGGGCGCGGGGGAAAAGGCGGGGGGAGCAGCGGGUGAGAUGACGUCUCCGCGGGGGUCGGACUGUAGCUUUUCCAUGAGCUCCUCCCCGCCCUCCCCCUCGCGCAUGCGCCAAUACGCGCACAGGCACGCGCACGCGCAGGGAUUUGCGCACAAGCAGGUGGGUGCGGAGGCGGAGGAGGCGGCGGCGCAGGCGCAGACGCAGGGCAUGGGGGUGGUGGGGGAUACCGCGCACGCGGCGGAUGGGCCGGGUUCUCCCCCGUCGUCGUCGUUCGGGCACAGCCAGGUGUUCAGCCCCAUGGUGUCGCGCACGCGGCCCGCGCAGAAACACAAGGGCGCGGGGAGACCCGCUGGAGCGGCGGACGCGGCGGGGGGAGCGGCGGUGAACGGCGCAACGAGCAGAGGCCUGCCGCACGGGGGCGCGAUGGGGGGGCAACAUGGCGCAGGGAUGGGGCCGAUGGGGAUGCCCGGGGGAAUGCCGGGGGGGAUGUGGGGGGGAAUGCCGCCAGCCGCGGCAGCGGCGGCGAUGGCGCAGCACCAUGCGAUGGCGGCGGCGCAAGCGAUGCACAUGGCGGCGAUGCAAGGCCACCCCAUGCCCGGCCACCCCGCGCAGGGGCACCCCAUGCCUGCGCACCCGUUCCCCAUGCCGCCGCCCGGGAUGAUGCCCGCGGGGAUGCCUCCGCCCAUGCCCGGCGCAAUGCCCCCGGGGAUGCCGCCAGGAAUGCCCCCUGGCGCUAUACCUAACGGGAUGAUCCCCCCUGUUUCCCCGCGCGGGGAGUUUGCAGGGGCGCAGGCUGGCGGAAGCAGCAGCAAGCAGCGGGGGAUGGUGGGGAGGGGAGGGGACGGCGGAGGCAUGGGCGCGGAGUCAGGGGGAGCGGGGACGGGCGCUCGACCUGGCGGAAUGGGCGGAAGCAGGGGGGGACAUGCGGGGGGGGCCGCGACGAUGGGGCAAAUGCGUGUAGGAGGGGGCGUGGGAGCAGAUGCGCGGGGGGUGAUGGGGAUGGAGGGAGGCGGAGGGAUGGGCGCGAUGGGGGGAUUGACUCCCCCACGGCUUCCGUCGCUAAGCGGAAUGCGGAGAGUGCAGAGCACAGGCGAUAUUCAGUCCCUGAGCGCCAUGUCCGGGCUGCCCUUCCCCGGUGUCAUGGCGGACGACGGCUCUGCUGUGUUCCGCGUGGGGCGCUAUACACUGGAGGAGCGCCAGCAGCGCAUCUCACGAUACCGGCAGAAGCGCCACGAACGCAACUUCACUAAGAAGAUCAAGUAUGUGUGCCGCAAGACACUGGCAGACAGCCGCCCGCGUGUGCGAGGCAGAUUCGCCCGCAAUGAUGACAUGCGCCCGCAGCAAGCAUUACUGCCUCCUUACCGCGUAGCCAUGGCGGCUCUCGCGUCCUCCUGCGUUUCCCUUGGAGCGGUCUCUCUGUUGCCCGUGACACGAGCUGCAGCCUCGCCGGAAGGCAACCAGGCCUCCACAGCCACGGAAACGCCUCCUGCUCCUGCUGGUAGCAGUGAGAGCAGGGUCUCUGGAGACGUGUGCAAGGCGUGUGGCAGGACAGAGAGGGUGGGGGGUUGCAAUGGGGAAGGUCGUAUUCAGGGCGGCGUUGGUGCACUCCCGGGCUUUGAGUGGUUUCCAGUAAAAGUGUAUCGGCCGUGUCCCGCGUUUGUUGAAGCUGGAGGGAAGUACAAGCGUCAGGGCCAGAGCCUUGAUGAGAUGGCGUUUGGUACGAAAGCCAAUGCGGACAACAGCUGA
This is a messenger RNA of Closterium sp. Yama58-4, 2454 nucleotides long. NCBI's taxonomy places the organism in Eukaryota, Viridiplantae, Streptophyta, Zygnematophyceae, Desmidiales, Closteriaceae. The record is from the annotation of a GenBank genome assembly.